Messenger RNA from Sabethes cyaneus, 315 nucleotides. RefSeq lists its product as uncharacterized. Lineage: Eukaryota; Metazoa; Arthropoda; Insecta; Diptera; Culicidae. The transcript has 2 exons. The record is from RefSeq and is a predicted model, not a curated record. The coding region runs from base 1 to 315 and encodes 104 amino acids.
AUGGGUCGGUUCUUUCGAUUCGUUUUGUGCAAUGUUUUCGACCCGCCUUUGCGCGGUCGUCACGACCCGCCGUUGCGCGAUCCUUCCGUCCCGCCGUGGCGCGAUCCUUCCGACCCGCCGUUGCGCGAUCCUUCCGAUCCGCCGUUGCGUGGUCCUUCCGACCCGCCGUUGCGCGGUCCUUCCGACCCGCCGUUGCGCGGUCCUUCCGACCCGCCGUUGCGCGGUCCUUCUGACCCGCCGUUGCGCGGUCCUUCUGACCCGCCGUUGCGCGGUCCUUCUGACCCGCCGUUGCACGGUCUUUCUGACCCGCCGUAG